Messenger RNA from Oikopleura dioica, 1161 nucleotides. The record is from the annotation of a GenBank genome assembly. Lineage: Eukaryota; Metazoa; Chordata; Appendicularia; Copelata; Oikopleuridae.
AUGCCCUUCCAGAGAAACUCGCUGAAGGAAGAAGAUAGAUGCAAGCUCUAUAAAUGGCCAAAGGUUGAGCUUCAUGUCCAUUUGGAAGGAGUAGUACGGCUAGAAACCAUCGUCGAUCUCCAACGAGAAGCUCGAGCAAAAGGCCCAGAAGACUUUGCGAAAAUGAUGGGGCCAUUUUCUGAAUCCUGGGAAAAUAUGUCCGAGCUACGUAGCCUGGUAGUGAUUGAGGAAGGAGACAAAGAUCAGUCGCUGCUGCUCUUCUUGGAACGAUUCAAGUUCUUCAUGGGCUUGAUUCAAGGUCGCAAAGAUGCCAUUUACAGAGUGACGUAUGAGUUCAUUGAGGACUUGUACCAACAACGCGUCGAAUACGCCGAGCUUCGAUUCUGUCCGAUGCUUCUAGCGAGUUGCAAACUCGAGCCGCAUUUUAAGUCAUCUGGAAGUAUGACUCCCGACGAUGUCAUUGUUGUUGUCAAGCAAGCAAUCAACGAUGCGUACGAAGAUUACGGCGUCAAAUGCCGGCUGAUUCUAGCGAAUGUUGUGGGGCUGUGGGAAUAUGCCCUGCCAAUAAUUGAUCUUGCGACAAGGCAUCCCGACAUUGUUGUCGGAAUCGAUGUUGCUGGCUACGAAAAUGGCCACAUCUACAAAACGAAAAAGGAGAAACUCUUCAUAACCGCAUUCAAUAAAGCUAAAGAGCUUGGAAUUCACCGAACCGCUCACGCUGGAGAGGCUGGUGGCCCAUCGUCCGUCAAAAACGCAUUACUGUAUUUGAACGCGGAACGUAUUGGACAUGGCUAUCACAUGAUUGAAGACCCUGUUCUCCUGGAUUACAUAAAGGACAAAAACAUUCAUGUUGAAUGUUGCUUGACAUCAUGCUGUAAAAUCGGCGGAUUUUGGAAUGAAAAAUGGGACGAGCAUCCGAUCAAAAAGUUUUUCGACAGCGACGUUAACUGUUCACUUUCUACGGAUGAUCCGACGAUCUUCCAGAACAAUCUACAAAUGGAGUAUCAAAAGUGUCAGAAACGCUUCAAAGUCAGCACCAACAAGCUAAUAGAAUCAAACCUCAACGCAGCUAAAGCAUCCUUUUUGCCCGACGACGAAAAGGAAAACUUAGUCAAGUCACUAGAGAAGCAGUACGCUCUCAUUUCAUUUGACUCUUUCUGA